Molecule: messenger RNA, 7391 nt
Organism: Balaenoptera ricei (Rice's whale)
Lineage: Eukaryota; Metazoa; Chordata; Mammalia; Artiodactyla; Balaenopteridae
Gene: CCDC88A
Product: coiled-coil domain containing 88A
Exons: 31
Coding region: 757-6837 (2026 amino acids)
Biological process (GO): cytoskeleton-dependent intracellular transport; cytoplasmic microtubule organization
Cellular component (GO): cytoplasm; centrosome
Molecular function (GO): microtubule binding; dynein light intermediate chain binding
Source: RefSeq, a predicted model, not a curated record
AGAAGGAGGCUGUAACGCGGCGGUGAUUUUCUGCCAGGGCUUCCCUGAGGCGCACUGAAAAGGCUGGCGGGGCUCGGGAAACUGGGGGGUUAGGGACACACAUUCAAGCCCCCACCCCCUGGGAGGGGAAGGGGGCAGGCGGCGAGGCUCGGGGUCGGCGGAGGGAUGGUGUGCGGUCGGUGGGAAGGGGCGAGCCCUGCCUGUCGUUGGUGAGGGGCUGCGGGCAGGGGAGGCUCCGCGGGUCAAAGCGGCUCCAUGCCCACUGGUGGGUGAAACGUGUGGAGCGGAACGCGGAGGUCAAGUCUGACGGCCGCUCGCAACCCUUAACGUGGUAUCUAACGUGGGAUUUCAUUUAGCCCACGGUGGAUUAAUUCAUUGGGGGCAGCCUCGCUGGUCUGGCUCCUCCAGGAGCUGGGCAACCUUGACGGGCUUUUUGUCUUGCUGCUCCAACCCCUUCUCCCUUCCUCCUCCUCCUCCUCCAGAUGCCUUUUCUCUGCCCCUCCUCGCCCGGUACAGACAUUUCCAGGGCAGGCUGCUGCUCGUGGCUGCUGUCGGAGCCACUUCUCGGGAUUUCGGCUCGUUUCCCUCUGGGGUGUUUUUUGAGGAGGGAGCGUUUUUCUCCCCUCCACGAUGGGAUUUUCUUCCAGUGCCAAAAUGGACUUUCAUUGAUUUCUACUUACUUCUUCGACGUUUAGUGACCAAUUCCCUAGGGUUAUUUUUGUGGUAGUUCCUUUUUUCAAGUACAUUCUCUGUAAAAUGGAGAACGAGAUUUUUACUCCCCUUCUGGAGCAGUUCAUGACCAGCCCUUUGGUCACUUGGGUUAAAACGUUUGGACCUCUGGCUGCAGGAAAUGGGACCAACCUGGAUGAAUAUGUGGCUUUGGUGGAUGGGGUGUUCUUGAACCAAGUCAUGCUCCAAAUUAAUCCUAAAUCGGAGAGUCAGAGAGUAAAUAAAAAAGUCAACAAUGAUGCCUCACUUAGAAUUCAUAAUCUAUCCAUUUUGGUGAGACAGAUAAAAUUUUAUUACCAGGAGACUUUGCAGCAGUUGAUCAUGAUGUCAUUGCCAAAUGUCUUAAUCAUUGGCAAAAAUCCCUUUUCUGAACAAGGCACAGAAGAAGUUAAAAAGUUGCUUUUACUUUUACUGGGUUGUGCAGUUCAGUGUCAGAAAAAAGAAGAAUUUAUUGAAAGAAUUCAAAGUUUAGAUUUUGAUACAAAAGCAGCAGUUGCCGCACAUAUUCAAGAGGUAACCCAUAAUCAGGAAAAUGUGUUUGAUCUACAAUGGAUGGAAGUGACUGACAUGUCUCAGGAGGAAAUAGAACCACUCUUGAAAAACAUGGUAUUGCAUCUAAAAAGACUUAUAGAUGAGAGAGAUGAACAUUCGGAGACUAUCGUUGAACUCUCUGAAGAGCGGGAUGGUCUUCAUUUUCCACCCCAUGCCUCUUCAUCUGCACAGUCACCUUGUGGUUCUCCAGGCAUGAAGCGAACAGAAAGUCGACAACAUCUGUCAGUGGAACUGGCAGAUGCUAAGGCCAAGAUAAGAAGGCUUAGGCAGGAAUUGGAGGAAAAGACUGAACAGUUGUUGGACUGUAAACAAGAACUUGAGCAAAUGGAAAUAGAACUAAAAAGGCUGCAACAAGAGAACAUGAAUUUGCUUUCGGAUGCUCGUUCUGCAAGAAUGUAUCGAGAUGAAUUAGAUGCGCUUCGGGAGAAGGCCGUCAGAGUUGAUAAGCUUGAAAGUGAAGUUAGCAGAUACAAAGAGAGGCUACAUGAUAUUGAAUUUUAUAAGGCAAGAGUUGAGGAAUUAAAAGAAGACAAUCAAGUUUUAUUAGAAACAAAAACCAUGUUGGAAGACCAAUUAGAAGGAACUCGAGCUCGUUCUGAUAAAUUACAUGAAUUAGAAAAAGAAAAUUUACAACUGAAGGCUAAACUGCAUGAUAUGGAAAUGGAGCGUGAUAUGGAUAGAAAAAAGAUUGAAGAAUUAAUGGAAGAAAAUAUGACUUUGGAAAUGGCACAGAAACAAAGUAUGGACGAAUCAUUACAUCUUGGCUGGGAGCUGGAACAAAUAUCCAGAACUAGUGAAAUUUCUGAAGCACCACAAAAAUCCUUGGGCCAUGAGGUAAAUGAAUUGACAUCAAGUAGGUUGUUGAAGUUGGAGAUGGAAAAUCAGAGUUUGACAAAAACUGUAGAAGAGCUUCGGAGUACUAUGGAUUCUGCAGAAGGCGCCACUUCCAAGAUCCUGAAAAUUGAAAAAGAAAAUCAAAGACUAAGUAAGAAGGUUGAAAUUCUUGAAAAUGAGAUUAUUCAAGAAAAGCAAAGUCUUCAGAAUUGUCAGAAUUUAAGCAAGGAUCUAAUGAAGGAGAAAGCUCAGCUUGAAAAAACAAUUGAAACACUUAGAGAAAAUUCAGAGAGACAGAUUAAAAUAUUGGAACAGGAAAAUGAACAUCUGAAUCAAACUGUGUCCUCCUUAAGGCAGCGCUCCCAGAUAAGUGCUGAAGCAAGGGUGAAAGACAUUGAAAAAGAAAAUAAAAUUCUCCAUGAAUCUAUCAAGGAAACCAGUAGCAAGCUAAGCAAGAUUGAAUUUGAAAAAAGGCAAAUCAGAAAAGAGUUGGAACAUUAUAAAGAAAAAGGAGAACGAGCAGAAGAACUUGAAAAUGAGUUACAUCAUCUUGAAAAAGAAAAUGAAUUGUUACAGAAAAAGAUAACCAAUUUAAAAAUUACUUGUGAAAAAAUUGAGGCCUUAGAACAAGAAAAUUCAGAGCUAGAAAGAGAAAAUAGGAAAUUUAAAAAAACAUUGGAUAGCUUUAAAAACCUUACUUUUCAGUUAGAAUCCCUAGAGAAAGAGAAUUCCCAGCUUGAUGAGGAAAACUUAGAACUGCGAAGGAAUGUAGAAUCUUUGAAGUGUGCAAGCAUGAAAAUGGCUCAGCUACAACUAGAAAACAAAGAACUGGAAAGUGAAAAAGAACAACUUAAGAAAGGUUUAGAGCUCAUGAAAGCAUCUUUCAAGAAAACAGAACGCUUAGAGGUUAGCUACCAGGGUUUAGAUACAGAAAAUCAAAGGCUACAGAAAGCUCUAGAAAACAGCAAUAAAAAAAUUCAGCAGUUGGAAAGUGAACUACAAGACUUAGAGAUGGAAAAUCAAACAUUGCAAAAAAACCUAGAAGAGUUAAAAAUAUCUAGCAAAAGACUAGAACAGCUAGAAAAAGAAAACAAAUCAUUAGAACAAGAGACUUCUCAACUGGAAAAGGAUAAGAAACAACUGGAGAAGGAAAAUAAGAGACUCCGACAACAAGCAGAAAUAAAAGAUACCACAUUAGAAGAAAAUAAUGUGAAAAUUGGAAAUCUGGAAAAAGAAAACAAAACACUUUUCAAAGAGAUUGGUAUUUAUAAAGAAUCCUGCAUUCGUCUGAAAGAAUUAGAGAAAGAAAAUAAGGAGCUCGUGAAAAGAGCAACUAUUGAUAUAAAAACUUUAGUUACAUUACGAGAGGAUUUGGUGAGUGAAAAACUGAAGACUCAACAAAUGAAUAAUGAUCUUGAAAAAUUAACUCAUGAGCUUGAGAAGAUAGGGUUAAAUAAAGAGCGACUCUUACAUGAUGAGCAGAGUACUGAUGACAGAUACAAACUUUUGGAAUCAAAAUUAGAAUCCACUCUAAAGAAGUCCCUUGAAAUAAAAGAAGAAAAAAUCGCUGCAUUAGAAGCUCGAUUAGAAGAGUCCACAAAUUAUAACCAGCAGUUGCGCCAAGAACUUAAAACAGUGAAAAAGAAUUAUGAAGCUCUCAAGCAGAGACAAGAUGAGGAAAGGAUGGUACAGAGCUCUCCUCCAAUUUCUGGUGAAGAUAACAAAUGGGAGCGAGAAAGUCAAGAAACAACCAGAGAGCUUCUGAAAGUUAAAGACAGAUUAAUUGAAGUUGAAAGAAAUAAUGCUACACUGCAAGCAGAGAAGCAAGCAUUGAAAACUCAACUGAAGCAACUUGAGACACAGAACAAUAAUUUGCAGGCUCAGAUUCUUGCACUUCAGAGGCAGACAGUAUCAUUACAGGAGCAGAAUACCACUCUUCAAACACAGAAUGCCAAGCUUCAGGUUGAAAAUUCCACUCUUAAUUCCCAAAGUACCUCACUUAUGAACCAGAAUGCACAACUCCUAAUCCAGCAGUCUUCCUUAGAAAAUGAAAAUGAAUCUGUAAUCAAAGAGCGAGAAGACCUGAAAUCUCUCUAUGAUUCUCUGAUCAAAGAUCAUGAAAAGCUGGAACUUCUGCAUGAACGACAGGCUUCAGAGUAUGAGUCUCUCAUUGCUAAACAUGGAACUCUAAAGUCUGCCCACAAAAAUCUUGAGGUGGAACAUAAAGACCUUGAAGAUCGUUACAAUCAGUUACUGAAACAGAAAGGACAAUUGGAAGAUUUGGAAAAAACACUGAAAGUAGAACAGGAAAAAAUGCUGCUUAAAAACAAAAACCAUGAAACUGUAGCUGCAGAAUACAAGAAACUUUGUGGUGAAAAUGAUAGGUUGAAUCAUACAUAUAAUCAGCUUUUAAAAGAGACUGAAGUUUUACAAACUGACCAUAAAAACUUGAAAAGUCUUCUAAAUAGUUCCAGACUGGAACAAACAAGAUUAGAAGCUGAAUUUUCAAAGUUAAAGGAACAAUACCAACAACUGGACAUCACAUCCACCAAGCUAAAUAACCAGUGUGAGUUGCUAAGCCAACUUAAAGGAAAUUUAGAAGAGGAAAAUCGACAUCUACUAGAUCAAAUUCAGACAUUAAUGCUACAGAACAGAACACUAUUGGAGCAGAAUAUGGAAAGCAAGGAUCUUUUUCAUGUUGAACAAAGACAGUACAUUGAUAAGUUAAAUGAAUUAAGACGACAAAAGGAGAAAUUAGAAGAGAAAAUUAUGGAUCAGUACAAAUUUUAUGACCCAUCUCCUCCUAGAAGGAGAGGCAACUGGAUUACUCUAAAAAUGAGAAAAUUGAUAAAGUCUAAGAAAGACAUUAAUCGGGAGCGUCAGAAAUCACUAACAUUAACACCAACCCGCUCAGACUCCAGUGAAGGAUUUCUUCAACUCCCCCAUCAAGAUAGUCAAGAUAGUUCUUCAGUAGGUUCAAACUCUUUAGAAGAUGGCCAAACUCUGGGGACCAAGAAAAGCAGCAUGGUUGCACUGAAAAGACUGCCCUUUUUGAGGAACAGACCGAAGGAUAAAGACAAAAUGAAGGCCUGCUACCGUCGUUCCAUGUCCAUGAAUGACCUGGUGCAGUCCAUGGUCCUAGCAGGAGGACAGUGGACAGGUAGUACUGAGAAUUUGGAGGUUCCUGAUGAUAUUUCAACGGGUAAAAGGAGAAAAGAAUUGGGAGCUAUGGCCUUCUCUACUACAGCCAUCAACUUUUCAACUGUCAACUCUUCUACAGGCUUCAGAUCCAAGCAGUUGGUUAAUAAUAAAGAUACUACAUCCUUUGAAGACGUAAGUCCACAAGGUAUUAGUGAUGAUUCUAGUACGGGAUCAAGAGUUCAUGCUUCGAGACCAGCCAGCCUUGAUAGUGGCAGAACAUCCACUAGCAAUAGCAAUAAUAAUGCUUCACUCCAUGAAGUCAAAGCAGGUGCAGUUAAUAUCCAAAGCAGGCCACAAAGCCACAGCAGUGGAGAAUUUAGCCUGCUUCAUGAGCAUGAGGCGUGGUCCAGCAGUGGUAGCAGUCCAAUCCAAUACUUGAAAAGACAGCCCAAAUCAAGUCCAGUGCUCCAGCACAAAACACUAGAGAGUCGAGCACAUCACAAGGUCAAAACUGGUUCCCCUGGAAGUGAAGUUGUUACUCUACAACAGUUUUUGGAAGAAAGCAACAAGCUUACCUCAAUACAGAUAAAGCCCUCAAGUCAAGAGAAUCUUUUAGAUGAAGUAAUGAAAAGUUUGUCUGUCUCUUCUGACUUUUUGGGAAAAAACAAACCAGUUAGCUGUGGUCUGGCCAGGUCAGUAAGUGGAAAAACUCCAGGAGACUUCUAUGAUAGACGGACAACUAAGCCUGAACAAUUUGUGAGACCUGGUCCUCAAAAGACUGAAGAUACCUAUUUCAUUAGUUCUUCAGGAAAGCCUACACUAGGCACUCAAGGAAAGAUAAAAGUAGUAAAAGAAACUUCUCUGUCACGACAAUCAAAAGAUAGUAAUCCCUAUGCCACUUUACCUCGUGCAAGCAGUGUGAUCUCUACUGCUGAAGGAACUACCCGAAGGACAAGCAUCCAUGACUUUUUGACCAAGGACAGUAGACUACCUAUGUCAGUUGAUUCACCACCAGCUACUGCUGAUAGCAGCAUCACUGCAACAUCUAGUGAGUACCGUUUACACCAGUGGUCCUCUCAUCCACUUCACAGUCCAACUUAUGCUGUAGGUUCUCAAGCACAAAAUGAUUUAGCUACAGACAAGCCCACGUCUCCAUAUGCCCAGGCCAGAAACUCAAGAACAGAAAGGUCACAUUUUCUAAACCAAACUUUUGCCACUGUUAAUAUGUCUAAUGAUGCAUUUGGAAUAUCAGCUAAAGAUAGCAUAGACUCAUUUACUGUGGCUCAUCCAUCUCAGCCAUUUUUAUCCCUGAAUACAGAAUUAGUUAGUAACAUAAGUGGGCUACCUCCCAGACCAGUCACCAGGCUAACUGACCAGGCUUCUACUUCUUUGGAUAAAGCUGCACAGAAAGAUACUGAGCAGUUUUCUGAUAAUCAGAACUGCAGUAACAGUAACCCACAGUCUUCUGUAGUUAGCAAUAAUCUUAUCACUCCUGCAUGCCUGUAUCCUGAUGACACAGAAGCUGCAUUGUUGGUUUCUGAGGAUAAUCAAACUGUUUGGUAUGAAUAUGGUUGUGUAUGAUCAAAACUGCACAAUAUAAUACUGAUGUCAUUUGAUAUGCUCUAUGCUUCUCUAAUCUGAUUUGAAGAGCUGCUGUUGAAAAGUAUCAUUUGGCUAGGUUUAUACUUUUAUUUUUAAAUUGUAGAUAGUGUUCAGGUGUACAUUGUGGCAUGUAUAUAAAUGUGAUUAUGUAACCACAACAAAGCUUGCAUGAAAUAUUAAUUGCAUUGUACAUUUUUUGCAUGACUUUAAGAACCUUAACAAUACAUGCUCCUCUUUGACAUUUCUUGUCACCUAAUAAGAGAUUGUUACUUUGAUACCUAGAAGCAUGUUAAAAUGGUUGCAUGCUAUAAUUACCAACAAGGCAUUUCCAAGUCAUAUUUACUUCAUUGGUUCCAAAAAAGAAUGCUCAUUGUCUCUCUCCCUCCCUUUGCUCCCCUUUCCCUCUCUCCCUACCUCUCUUCCUCUUCUUUUUUUUUUUCCCAAAAUGUGCACUUCAUAUUGCACGUGUAUAGUAUUAGUAAGGAAAACAUGUUAAAAAGAUGUCAUUUUCUUUUGCCAUUUAAUUAUGCCUU